UACAAAGGUGCUGAUGAAUUGAGGUUGUCAAAUGGAACUGGCCCCUGCUCUGGGAGAGUGGAAGUAAAACAUGAGGAGCAGUGGGGAACCGUGUGCGAUGGUGACUGGACCAUGAAAGAUGCUGACGUUGUUUGUAAGCAACUACAAUGUGGAUCAGCUGUUCAGGCCCUUAGUCGAGCUACUUUUGGAGAAGGAUCUGGACCAACGUGGUUGUAUCGAGUUGAUUGCCGUGGUGAUGAAUCCGCUCUCUGGAACUGCUCACAUACAGGAUGGGGUGCUUUUACCUGCCCUCAUUACUUUGAUACUGGAGUGGUCUGCUCAGGUUUCUCUGGGCUGCGUCUGACUGGAGGGGACACUGCCUGCUCAGGACACCUGAAAGUAAAGCAAGAAGAAACUUGGGCUAUGGUCUGUUUUUCACACAUUGAUUUCAAAACUGCCUCUGUUAUAUGUAAUGAGUUAGAGUGCGGCCAGGCUGUGCGCAUCUUGGGAGAAACUCACUCUGGAGACAGACAUGAACUGAUCUGGCAAGAAAAAUUUCAGUGCUUAGGGAAUGAGACUCACCUUGCACACUGUCGCAGGAUGCUGCAGCAUAGUGAGACAUGCUCUCACGAUGCCACUGUUGUAUGUUCAGGUGAGACUUUGAUGGACGUAAUUUACAUGUGUCCUAUAUGCCUUCUUCCUGUCAACCCACAGUUCAGAACCUCUGUGUAUUUCUGUGGUCCUCAGGGCUAUGGCGGGUACAGGCUGGCAAACGGCAGUACCACAUGUUCAGGGAGAGUAGAGCUUCUUCAUGGAGGCACGUGGGGAACCCUGUGUGACUACUUGUGGGAUUUACCAGCUGCCAAUGCCCUCUGCCAGCAGCUGGACUGUGGAGUUGCCCUGCUGAUACCAGAUGGACAGUCCUUCGGGAAGGGAAAUGGAUCUGUCUGGAACGGCACAUUCAGCUGCAAGAAGAAUGGUUCGAGCCUGAGACACUGUUCUGUGAGCGUGCUAGGUCAUGAUGAAUGCCCCGCUGGAAAAGACGCUCGUGUGGUAUGUUCAGGGUGCCCAGGGGGCAGGUUGGUGAAUGGCACCACAUGCUCUGGUAGAGUGGAAAUCCGCCACGGAGACACGUGGGGAAGACUCUGCCGCUCCCACUGGAAUUUGCAAGCUGCCAGCGUUCUGUGUCAUCAGCUGAACUGUGGCUAUGCACAGUCAAUCCAGACAGGAGACCGUUUUGUGGAUGGGAAUGGACCUGUAUGGAGAGAUGCUUUUCACUGUGAAGGGACGGAGUCCUGCCUGUGGGAUUGUGAUCAAGUGACUUUGGGCAAUCCAACGUGUUCAGCCAGAGAAGCAGCCACUGUUAUUUGCUCGGGUCUUGCUGAAUCACUCAGACUGUCAGGUGGUGAGAGCCGCUGUGAUGGGCGAGUUGAGAUCUCACUCCACGGCAUGUGGAGCAGAGUCCUGGAUGAUGACUGGGACAUUAAGGACGCUCAUGUGGUAUGCAGACAGCUCCAGUGCGGAAUUGCCAAGAAAGCCUACUACCUUCUAAGGUCUGAGCGAGGCGUGGGUCUUGUUGGCUUAAGAAGUGUCCAGUGUGCUGGAAAUGAGACUCAGCUGAUGCUCUGUAAGACCUCCCAUACUCAGACAGUGCCAACGGGAGUUGCUGAAGAUGUUGGUGUGAUUUGCUCGGGUAGCAGACAGAUCAGGCUGGUGAAUGGAACAGAGCGCUGUGCUGGGAGAGUAGAACUUUAUCACGAUGGCAUCUGGGGCACCGUCUGUGAUGAUAACUGGGAUCUAUCAGAUGCUAAUGUUGUUUGCAAACAGCUGGGAUGUGGACAUGCCAUCAUGGCAUUUGUCGCUGCUCAUUAUGGUGAAGGCUCGGGACAGAUCUGGCUGGAUGAUGUGAAUUGCACUGGGGCUGAAUCUGAUCUCUGGACAUGUCCCUCUAGGGCAUGGGGCCAGCACAACUGCCAACACAAAGAGGACGCUGGAGUUCUGUGCUCAGAGUUCCUGGCUCUGAGGCUGGUGAAUGGCAAUGAGUGUGCUGGGCGGCUAGAAGUUUUCUACAAUGGGACGUGGGGGAGCAUCUGCUCCAAUCGUAUGUCUCAAGUCACCGCAACAACCGUAUGCAAACACCUGAACUGCGGAGAUGGCGGGGAAAUCGCAAGAGACUUCACAUAUGGCAGAGGUUCUGGGCCCACAUGGCUGGACCACGUUGACUGUACUGAGCAACAUAGCUCUCUCUGGCAAUGUCAGUCAGACCCCUGGGAUCCUCAGUCAUGCGAUAACCGAGCAGAAGAGACGCACAUUUCCUGCACUGACAGGGAGAAGUUACGAGUCAUAGGAGGAGAGGAUGGAUGUUCAGGCAGAGUGGAGAUUUGGCAGCAAGGUUCUUGGGGAACAAUCUGUGAUGAUUCCUGGGACAUGGCAGAUGCUAAUGUUGUAUGCAGGCAGCUGGGUUGUGGAUCUGCUGCGUCUGCGCUGAGUGAAGCUGCCUUUGGGGAAGGGACUGGUCCCAUCUGGUUGGAGAAGGUGCAUUGUAAAGGAACAGAGCUGUCUCUUUGGGACUGUCCUGCCAAGCCCUUGUUUGGCAAAAACUGUGAUCAUAAGGAAGAUGCUGCUGUGGAUUGCUCCGGUAUGACAGAAACAACAGCGUCACCCACUAGAGCAGAUCCUCCCCGCCGCCCUGCAACAGCCAGUACAAGAAUGUCAAUGCCUGUCAUCCUCUGCAUUAUCCUGGGGGCCCUUCUCUGCCUGGUCCUUGCCAUUCUUGCUGGACAGAUCCGAAGUGCGAGGGCACAGCAGAGAGGCUCCAGACUAUCCUAUGACCCCUUCUCUGAGGUUGUCUAUGAAGAGAUUGACUAUAACCUGAUGAGGGAAAAGCAGGGCAUGACUGGCUUCUCAGAUUCUUAUUCAGAAAAUUCAAAAACAAAGGCACAGUUUUAUAGCGGGGACAGUGAUGAAGAAAAUGCUCCAGGAGCAACUCAAGGGGUCCGUACUGGGACCAGCACUGUUCAAUAUCCUUAUAACGACACAGACACAGGGAUCGAGUGCACCCUCAGCAAGUCUGCAGAUGACACCAAGCUGAGCGGUGCAGUUGAUACGCUUGAGAGAAGGGGUGACAUCCAGAGGGACCUUGAGAGGUUUGAGAAAUGGGCCUCAUGA
Molecule: messenger RNA, 3147 nt
Organism: Cariama cristata (Red-legged seriema)
Lineage: Eukaryota; Metazoa; Chordata; Aves; Cariamiformes; Cariamidae
Product: antigen WC1.1-like
Exons: 13
Cellular component (GO): membrane
Source: RefSeq, a predicted model, not a curated record